CGUGAAUCGUCUGCUCAGCUGCUCAGUGGUCGAUUGGAUGUGAAAGUGAGGGGUCGCUCGGGUGUUUUCUACGUUGGCCUGAAGCAUUUCUCAACUUCAACCUACAGAAUAAAAGGCCGCCCCCCCACCGCCCCGGCGUGUGUGUCUGAUGCCCCCCCGCUCGCGCCCGUCGUGAGGCCGCCCGCAACACCAGCAUCUAGACGUCGUCCACGCCCCCGCCCCGCUGAGUCUGCAGGAUGACCAAGUACUUCGAUUUCGUGUGGAGGAAGGAGGUGGAUCAGAGGCUGCAGGACGGCGCCGUCUUCGACCGCUGGACCGAGGACAAGGAAAGCACCGACUAUGAACCCAAUUGCGUCUUCAAAGUGGACGAAUAUGGCUUCUUUGUCUACUGGAAGAGCGACGGACGAGAAGGAAACGUGGCGGAACUCUCGCAAGUGUCCGAUAUUCGUCGCGCUCAGCUGCCCAGGGAUCCAAAAUUGGCGGAUCGUUUACUGAACAAAUUCGGACAAGACGUGGAGGACAAAAUGUUAGCCAUUUGUUCCGGCUUGGAUUACGUCAGCAUCAACUACACCAAUAUAGUGUGCAAGACCAAAGACGAAGCUGAUCAAUGGCAAAAGGGCUUACGAAAAGUGACGAAUAACAACAAGAUUAACAACGUAUGUCCCAAGACGAACCUCAGGAAGCAUUGGAUGAGAUUGGGCAUGACAGUGGACGCGAUGGGCAACAUACCCGUCAAGAACAUCGUCCGAACUUUCGCCUCAGGCAAGACCGAGAAGAUGGUGUACCAGUGCCUUGAGGAUAUGAGUCUUCCCUCGGGCAAGGGCGACAGUUUGGAUAAGGAAGCCUUCACGUUCGAAAAGUUCUUCCACUUGUACUUGACCAUCUGUCCCAGAACUGAUAUUGAUGAACUGUUUACUUCUGUCACAAAAGGAGAACACGUCAGCCUUGCACAGUUGGUGAAGUUCAUGAACGAGAAGCAGCGAGACCCGAGCCUGAACGAAAUCUUGUACCCGCUGUACGACGAGAAACGGUGCAUGGAGAUCAUCACAGCACACGAACCCCACCAAGAAAACAUAGAUAACAAACGAUUUAGCAAGGAUGGGCUAUUGGCUUACCUAAUGUCAGAUGAGAAUGCACCAGUAUUCUUGGAUCGUUUGGACAUCUACCAGGACAUGGACCAGCCACUCUCCCAUUACUACAUCAACUCAUCCCACAACACAUACCUCUCUGGCAGGCAGUUUGGAGGUAAAUCCACUGCCGAGAUGUACAGACAGACACUGCUGGCUGGUUGCAGGUGUGUGGAACUUGAUUGCUGGGAUGGAAAAGGUGAAGACGAGGAGCCAAUCAUCACCCACGGAAAGGCUAUGUGCACAGACAUCCUCUUUAAGGAAGCCAUCAUUGCCAUCCGUGACUGUGCCUUUGUCACCUCUGAUUAUCCAGUUAUCCUUUCCUUCGAAAACCAUUGCUGCAAGAAACAACAGUACAAACUAGCCAAGUACUGUGACGAGUAUUUUGGGGACCUUCUUUGCAAGGAGCCACUACCAGACAGUCCAUUGGUUCCUGGCCAUCCUCUUCCUCCUCCCAGUCAACUCAAGAACAAGAUCCUUAUCAAGAAUAAGCGACUGAAGCCAGAAGUGGAGAAACAGGAGCUGGAACUGUUCCUUCAGGGUCAGCUUGAUCUAGUGGAUGAUGAAGAUGCAAAGGAAGAUGCUUCACAGGCUACUGCUGCUCCCAAAGAGGCCAAGGAGGAAGCUCCGGAAGCAGGUGCUGCUGCUCCAGAAGCCCCAAAAUAUACAGGCACAUCCACAACCAACAUCCAUCCAUGGCUGUCAUCCAUGGUGAACUACGCCUGGCCUGUUCACUUUAACGGCUUUGAUGCGGCUGAAGAAAAGAAUGUCCAUCACAACAUGUCUUCAUUUUCGGAGACCAUGGGGUUAGGAUACCUCAAGACACAGGCUAUUGAGUUUGUCAACUACAACAAGCGGCAGAUGUCUAGAAUCUACCCCAAGGGAGCAAGAGUGGACUCCUCAAAUUACAUGCCUCAGGUGUUCUGGAAUGCUGGUUGUCAGAUGGUGUCCCUGAACUUCCAGACCUCAGAUCUGCCCAUGCAGUUAAACCAGGGAAAGUUUGAAUACAAUGGAAACUGUGGAUAUCUACUCAAGCCUGACUUCAUGCGUCGUACAGACAAAACCUUUGAUCCGUUUGCAGAAUCUCCUGUAGAUGGUGUGAUUGCUGCUCAGGUUUCUGUGUCGGUCAUAGCUGGUCAGUUCUUGUCAGACAAGAAAGUUGGCACAUACGUGGAGGUGGACAUGUAUGGCUUACCAACAGACACCAUCAGGAAAGAAUUCAGAACCCGAAUGAUCCCAGGAAAUGGUCUCAACCCACAGUACAAUGAGGAACCCUUCCUCUUCCGUAAAGUUGUUUUGCCUGAUCUGGCUGUGCUAAGAUUUGGUGUAUUUGAUGAGAAUGGCAAGAUGUUAGGCCAACGUAUUCUGCCCCUUGACGGUCUCCAGGCUGGUUAUCGUCAUAUUUCCUUGCGUACAGAAGGCAACUUCCCAAUGUCUCUUCCCAUGUUGUUCUGUAAUAUUGAACUCAAAAUUUAUGUACCUGAUGGUCUUGGCGAUCUCAUGGAUGCCCUCUCUGAUCCUCGGGCUUUCUUGAGCGCCCAAGAGAAGCGAGAACAGCAGAUGAAGGCCAUGGGAAUUGAGGCAUCAGAUAUUGACACAAAAGCCCUGAAAGGUGGAAAGGGAGGUGCUAAGCCAGGUGGAGCAGGAGGCAAGCCAGCUGGAGGCGCUGGAGGGGCUGCUGGUGCCAAGAAAGAGGAAGAAGUCCUUGCAUUUGAUCCCAUCAAUCUAGAAACACUUCGAGCUCAGAAGAACUUCUUGAAGGCAACUAAGAAGCAGCAGAAGGAACUUGAAAGUAUGAGAAAAAAACACAUGAAGGAACGCUUGUCUAUCCAGAAGGGUCAGUGCAGUGCUAUUGAAAAGGUUGCUAAGGGCAAAAAAGAGGUAUUGGAUGACCCUAAGAUCAAGGCAAUAGUGACUGACCAGAUGAAGCAGUGGUCUGAGAUGAUGGAGAAGCACCGCAAGGAGGAGUGGGAGAUGCUGAAGGAACAUCUCAAGAGUCAAGAAGACAUCCUCAAGAAGCUCAUGGAGGAAGAACAGGCCGGCCAGAUUAAGAAGCUGGAAGGAAAGCAUGAACAGGACAUGAAGGACAUGAAAGCAAACCAGGCAAAGUUGGCAGUAGAAACAGCUAAGGAUGUAGCAUCAGACAAGACACUGAAGACAAAGGCCGACCGUGAUCGUCGUUUGAAGGAAAAGAAUCAAAAUAACACCAAGAGAUUCAUUGAAGAGCGAAAGAUUUCAGCCAUGAAACAGGGCAAGCAGAUGGACAAGUUGAAAAAGGUCCACAAUGAGCAAAUGAGUGCCCUCACCAAGGAUAUCCAGAUGGCCAUCCAAUUUUACGAGAACACAGAAGCUGAAUACAAGAUGUGGCAGAAGAUUGAAUUUUUCUGUUGAAGAGUCAGCCCUCCAUAAUGUAGCUGGAGUUGUGUUAUGGCACACUCUUCACCUCAUGUGAAGAUCUCCAGACCAGCUGCCUUGGUUCAUCUGCAAGCCUUAGCAUCCAUUAUUUCUGUGCAUCUGCAAUAUUAGCCCAUUGGUAAAGUGUGUGUAAUGUGCAUGAAAUGAGGAGUGAUGAAAAUCAGGGUAAUUAGAUGUGUCUGGUUUACAAAACAAAGGAAAUGUGGUUAAGCUCUCCAUUCUCUUUGGAAAACCUGCAAUUCAAAGUCUAGUAAAAAGAAAGUUAAUGCAAACUUAAUCAACACAAUAAUAUGCAGUAAAAGAAGAAAAAGAAAGAAAGAUACAAGUAAUGUGAUAAUGAAUUCCAAAGUCACAGAAUUGUGGAAAUGUACAUGUGGUGGUUGCUUUUCCUGAGACACGGUAGGCAAAUUAAUAAUGCGCUGUGUAUAAUAAGGGAAGACUUUUUCUAAUAGGCUUUGUUUCCGCACGGGAAAUCUAGUCAACAAUAAACGGGCUGGUUGACUUUAAGAUGAGUUAUAGCGGUUUCAUAUAUUGGCAAUAACAGAUUUUAAUAACUGUAUAUUCUUUUCUUUAAGGUUGAGCAAUUUGUUCAUUGUAAGAUUCUAUUGUUAAUGGUCCCAGAUAUAUUUUUGCCACAGAAAAACAUAGCUCUAUUGAAUGUUGAUUACUGGCUAUAACUUUUAUAAAGAGCUUAUACAGAUUUAACACUGUUAGCAUCAUUAUAGGUAACAUUGCAUUUUCCUAAAGUUUAUAGCAGUAGACAGUUUUUUUCUUGGUUUUGUCAUUUUGAUUUAUAUAUUUCAUAAGUAGCCUUUUCAUUAUUUUAGUGGUAAUGACUAAUGUUUACAUUAGUUAGUGUAUUACAUUAUUUUCUCAAUUGUUGCUUGUUGUUCUCAAUAUUGUAUUACAGUAUGCAUUCCUCUCUCAGCUUUAGCAUAAUUAUUGAUUUAGGAAGUAUUACAUAUAGGAUAUGAUAAUUAUAUAAACAUAUUUAUAUAGAUAUAUAAUCAAUGUUAUCCUUGACUGAGAAAUAUUUUGUGAGGUAACUUAGUUUUGAAUAAUGUUGAUAUGAUUAUCAGACAUGCAUAUAUAUAUAUGCAUAUAAUGCUGUUCAGUUUUUGAAAGAGUCCGAAACUCCUUGUACCUUCUAGUCUGUUCUAGUCAAUUUGAUAAGAAUUUAUAUUUAGAAUAUAUUAUAUAUAUUUAUAUAUUCCACUUGUAUGUAAAGAUUGCUUCCUCUGUAGUGCCAAGUGUUGAUGUGCACCAAACUGUUAAUUACACGAUCAGUGGAUGUGAUCCUUUGAAUAGGUGACAUUAAGGUCCAGAUUCUUCCUGACAAUACAGUCAAGAUCAGCCUUAUGAGAGUGUGCUAACAAUGGGUCACUUUAAGUGAUUGUAUUCUUUCCAAAUACACACAAAAAAUCACAUUAAAGUAUAACAGAGUAGAUGCCCAAGAUUGCUAAUCACUUUACUUCCAGACAUUAAUGUUUUUGCUAUUGUUUGUAGACAAGCUAAGUCUUUGCCACUUAAUGAUUUAAAGCAUCAUAAAUGUCAUUGUCAUUUGGUGAUUACAGCAUUGAAAUGAAUACACUAAACAUAAAGGCAAAAUAUGUGAAUGGAAUUAUGAUAUGUGGGAGGAAUCAGUGAGGAAAAAAAUUACUUCAUGAGGACUUUGUUAUUGAUACAGUAAACUACAGCAAUCAACAGCAAUUGAUUUAGAUAUAAAUGUCAUUGAUGGACUGAACUGUAACUGCUGUCAUAAUAUGACAAUUGAAAAGUCAGGGGAAAAUGCUGACAAGUCAACAAAAUGUGGCUGGCAUUCCAUGGUGGAACUUUGUAGUUCAGAAAACCACCUGGACUAAACUGGCAACUGCAGUAAAUUCAUGUGUUUCUUUGCUACAUACACAAAUCAGAUCAUAUUGGUGUUAUAUCUUGAUAUUCAUUAAGCAAUUUUUACCUACGGGCAGUUUUGCCAACGUGCCAAAGAAUCAAAGUUUCCAUCCUCCAGGCAUGAAGCCCAUCGGAAGCAGAGUCAGCCAAUAUUUUUAUACGUUUGGAUAAUAAUGAUAUUGAGGGUAUUUUUUAUCAUCAGUGUUUAGAUGUGAAUAACGUCCAUUAAUGGUGUAACAAUAUGUAUGAAUAUGUACAGACACACGUCUCCCUUUCUCUCUCUAUCUCACACACACACACACACACACACACACACACACACACACACACACACACACACACACACACACACACACACACACA
This is a messenger RNA of Penaeus chinensis, 5795 nucleotides long. RefSeq names its product 1-phosphatidylinositol 4,5-bisphosphate phosphodiesterase-like (gene norpA). Gene Ontology annotation, biological process: lipid metabolic process; phosphatidylinositol-mediated signaling. The transcript has 22 exons. Gene Ontology annotation, molecular function: phosphatidylinositol-4,5-bisphosphate phospholipase C activity; calcium ion binding. NCBI's taxonomy places the organism in Eukaryota, Metazoa, Arthropoda, Malacostraca, Decapoda, Penaeidae. Bases 237 to 3518 code for a protein of 1093 amino acids. The record is from RefSeq and is a predicted model, not a curated record.